UCUUUACGGAAAAAUAUUUUUAUAAAUAAAUAUUCAGUAUUCAAAAGUAUUUCGAACACUUUACUGUAAAGAAAUUUUUCAACAAAAAAAUUAAGACAAAAUUUUGAACAAACAAUUAAACAAUUACGCAGUUAAUAUAAAAUAAAUAAAAGCCAUGGUUAAUGAAACUAACAAACCAGAAGAGAUGCUGGAAAAUGAACAAUUGGGACAACGUUUGGCGGCCUCCAAUCAAGCUCUGGCAGACAUGCAAGCCGAACAUCGCCAACUAGUAGAGGAAAUGGAACAGUUGCGCAAACGGGCUGAAGAUUUACAGCGUAUAAGAGAGCAACAGGAACGGGAGGACGAAGAAAGAAAGCUUGAGUAUCAGCAAAGUGUAGUAACAUCAGCUACAGAAUCUUUGGAAACUAGCGAAACAACUAAAAAAACUACAACAACUAGCGAAACAACUGAAACAACAACUACCGUGGAAAAACUCACUGAAGAAAAUGACGAAGAAGCCGACCCAGAGGAAGCUGAGUAUAUUAAAGAAAAAUUGGCAGAAAUAGCUCGUUUGAAGGCACAAUUUAAGCGUGUACAACAUAUGAUCAAUACAACCGAACUUAUUGAAAAUCAUAUAAGUAAAAGUGAUGAUGCUCCAGAAAAGACGUCGGACAAAGAGGAGACAGCUAAGCCAAAACCUGCCGCUAAACCAGCAAGUGCUACUACCUCUACUACAACUUCAGCAGCUCCAAUUGCUAUAACACCUACACCCAUUGAGCUUUUAACCAUACCAGACAUGCCCACAAUGGCUGAUUUGGAUGCCGCCACAACAUCCGAUGAAAAAGAGCAACUUAUUUUAACAAUGUUAAAUAUGUUUCAAGGUUUCUCAUCCGAUUUAAAAUCUCAGGCCGAUAACUUGAGGGCGGAACGUCAACGUAUUAAAGAACUAAAAGAAAGUAUUAUACGCUCCAGAAAAGAACCACCUAAAAACAAAACUACAAUGGCUCCUGCUAAAAAUCCCAAUGCAACAAAUAAAAAUUCUACAAAUAGUAGUAAUUCCCAUAGCCAUAACAGUAUUCCCUCAGCUACCGCUGCUGCAGCAGCCACAAAUGCAACAAAUUCUACUCAUUCAUCGAAUAGUUCUUCAACACACCGUAAACAAACGGGUACGGUGCCUAAAGCCUCCACAAAAACGUCUACAAAUUGUAAUACUACAGCUACAGGUCAGAAGCCUUUGUUACAGCCUUCCGGCUUGGCUCAAAUGGCUAAUCGCUGUAGUCCAUUGAAUAUAGUGGCCUCCAUACAACAGCAACAACAACAUCAUAAUACACGUAACCAGCAACAACAUAAAAAUACGGAAAUUGUUGCACCCAUACGCAGAGAACUUAAAGAUUUAAAUGAUUAUUUAUUAACUACGGUGGUAACAACUACAACAAAUAAUACUAAUAAUCUAAAUAAUAAUCAACAACAACAGCAGCUGCAACAGUUACAAACAGCAGCAGUGCAGCAGCAACAUCAAAGUAAUACAACAGCUACCAAUAGUGAUUUUGAAAGUUCUCAAGAUAAUCAACAACGUUUUUGUUAUCCUGUACGACCCAUACCACGACGCAAUCAACAGCAACAACAUCAACAACAACAGCAGCAACACAACACUCAACAAACACAAAGUGAUUUUUUGAAUUCUGCUCAAAAUACAAAUUCAAAUCUUAAUACCGCCAUUGGUGUUGUCAUACCUACAACACCCGGCUUACCCAACACCUCGAAUACAACUGCUACACAAUCGCUGUCCAAUAGUGUGCAUCCGGUAUCCUCAAAUAACAACAGCACAACUAUAAACGAUAAUAUACUGUUGGGACCACAAUUUGAACAGCAUUUGCAAUUGUUAGUGGUGCAUCGUUUGAAACAACUCUUUGAAAAUCCACAAACUCAACCGUUUCUUAACUUAACCAGCAAUUUAUUGCCCAACAUACACGCUUCGUCGUCGGCUAAUUUGGCUAAUGCUGUUUUAAAUCACAAUUCAAACGAAUUUAAUCAAUUAGCUCAACGUUUUCAACAGACUUUAAACGCCAACAAUAAUCAUAAAAUUAAUUUGGAAAACGCUUUAAAAGCUCAGCAAAAGGCUUUAAAAUCCUCCACCAUGGUCCACGAAAUAACGCCAAAUGCCACUGCACGAGAUGUGGUAGUCAAUUCAACCAGUUUAGAAGAUGUACCCAGAAGUGAGAUGAGCGAUCGUGCCCAGUCUAUACAGUCUUUGCACAGCAAUUUAGAAACUCCGACGCCCGAUAAUACACCCUCCUAUGAGGAACUGCAACAGCGUUUGGAGGCCUCCAAUCGUAAUAUCCAAAAUAUGCAAGAACAACAGCAACAAUUGCUUAAAUUACAAAAUGCUGCCAAACAGCAUCUAAGUGAUAUGGAGAAGUUGCGACAACAAGCUCAAACAUUAAGUUUCCCCUCUGGAUCACAACGUGGCGCCGAUGGCGGUGAUGGUGCUCCCGAAUAUGAAUCCAUUGAACAAGUACAUUCGGAUAUGGCUUCUUUGGUGGGGCGUAUGAAAAAUCUUACUUCUUUUAUACAAAAUCAAAAUGAAUUAUCCUCGUUAAUGGGUGAUGAUGGUCCGGAAAUUUUGGCCGAACAAGAGCUAUUGCAAAGAAAACUUGAAGCUUUACGCUCUCAACGCGAUGAAAUGCGCAACUUAGUUACCGAACUGCAAAGUGUUAAUCGUUCAGCGGAGGAGACCGCCAAAGAGGCCAGACAGAGGCAGUAUGAACAGGAAAAGGAUAUAGAAGAAGAAAAUGAACAACAAAGUUCGCCUAGCCUACCAGCCACCAGCAAGAAAACCUCAAAUGUAGAGCGCGAAAGGGAAGUGCCAGUAGAAUAUAGUCGCAAUGUACCCAUUGAGCUAUUGCAGCAGGCACAAAGACAGCCACCCAGCAACACCAAUGGCCAAGUACAGUCCGAAUCGGAGGUCGAAGGUGAGCCCGAAGUAGAAGAGGAUGAAGAACAACGUAAAAUAGCAGCUGCCUUGAUACAACAAAAAGUGGCUGACAUUGAUGCCAUGAAGGCCCAGCUGAAACGUUUGAAAGAUAUGAUGGAAACUGUUAAUAUCAUAGAAGCUCACACAGCUAAAGAUCCCAAACAGAUUGGCCGUACACCGCCUCGAGAAGUACCCAUAACCUAUGAUCGCGAACGUACUCCCGUAGCUGCACCCAGCCGCUACCAGGAUGAUAACAGCAACGAUGAGUUCAUAGCCCGCAAAGUGCGUAUGUUAAAUGAGGUCACCUCUGACUUGAGAGCCCAAGCUCAGUCCUUGCAAUCGGAAAAGGAUCGCAUACAAGCACUGAAAAAUGAAAUCGAGAGACGUAAACAACAGGCGGCUGCUGCUGCCCAAAUGGGUGAGGAUGCUUUAAAGAGAAAUAGUUUAACACCCACACCGGUGCCACGCCAGCACGAAAGUCGCUGGGAUGAGCAUGUUAAAAGCCAACAGGAAAGAGACCAACUUAAAGAAGAGUAUGAAUUAAAGAAAAAGGAAUUUCAAAUGUUGUGCAAACGUCUGGAACAAGAAGACCAACAGCCAACACCCACCCGAAGACAAGAUAUUGUUUCGGAGGCCGACGAUGAGGCAGAAGAAGACAACAACGAUUCGGACUAUGCGGCCAGUACUAAAUUUGUGCCAACCUCUACCCCAGCUGCCGCACGAGCUGAUGAACAAGGCAGCGGAAAUGUUAAGGACUCUUUGAACUCAACGGGUGCCUCAUCAAAUGCAGCCACUCACAUUGCUCAGGCAGCUAGUAGUACUCAUGAUGGAGCCUCACUUGAGGGAGCUAGUAUGCAGUCGGGUAGUUCGAGAUCUUUCUCUAUACCACCACCUAUGUCAGCAAUGGGCAUGAAUUUCCCCGGCCCUAUACCACCACCUUUACCAACUGCCUGGAAUCCUCAUCAAUAUUAUUAUGCUACUGGUGUACCACCACCACCUCCUCCACCACAAACCUCUUUCGGUUUAAAUCAAACUUCAACAAAUGCAGCUACUUUAAGCACCAAUGAGUGUAUUUGCAAUGCCAACAAUUUGGGAGCAGCUACUUCAUCAUCCACAGCUACCAGUGCUGCUACAAAUGCACCGCUCACCACCAACGAUCCCAUGUUGCAGCAAUUCAUACAAACCCAACAAAUGCUAAUAAGUUCUGUGUGUCAAUGCAAUCAAAUGUUGUGGCAUCAGCAAAGAGAAAUCGAUAGUCUCAAUCAAACCAUUCACGUGCUGCAGGAACGUUUACUGGCCAUAACCAGCGGAAGUGUCAACAGCAACAACUCUAAUGAUGUGGGCUAUGGCUUACGUUCUGAAUCGGUACCACCAGCCAGUUUGGGUGGUAUACCCACCACUCAAGCUUUACCUAACAAUUUGUAUGUUGGCAUGAAUAGAGCACAAUCUGAACAACCCAUACCCUUCAUACCGGGACAAAAUAGAAACAGUGCUUUUAGCAACUACCAACAGCAGCAGCAACAUCAGCAUGUCUAUCGCCAUCAACAUCAACGUGUGGCCCAGCCUCAAGGUGGCUUUAAUUUUACUACUGAAACUCAGCAACACAACACUUCAGCCACGGCCAGCUCUAGCAUGUAUGCCACCCUCAACAAUGCUGUAGCACAACCACCCCAAGCCCCAUCGACACAUUUCAACAAUGAAAUACCCACACCACAAUCGCCGGUGGUGGGCUCUGGACCAGCUCCCAUCUUUAUGCAUCAUCACAAUAAUGCCAUACAUCAAAAUAAUGCCAAUUUGCGUACCCAAAAUCAACAGCAACAGCAUCAUCAUAGUAAUCUAUCACAUACUCUAAAUAAUCAGGUGCCUCCCGGCAAUCGUGCCAAUAACUAUUGGGAUAAUUUUAGAAGCUAUUCGCGUCAAAAUUUGCUUUCCACUAACUCUGCUAAAAGUAAUGAAGAACAACAAAUGCAACAACAACAGCAGCAGCAACAACAGGAAACUGCUUAUGAAAGACCAACGUCUAUGCCCCAUCAGCAGCCACAACAACAUCCCACAUACAAUUUCCAUCAGCAAAAUCAAAAUUUAGAUGAAUGUAGCAACAAUUUAAAUUAUGCUGCCAAUAAUGACUCGGCAACUGCUGCCCAUAAUAAAUACUUGCGCAUUAUACAAAGAUCGCGUAUCAAUCAACAACAUCAACAGCAGCAAUAUCAACAAAAUGUCUAUCAACAGCAAAGAGACUUUUUGCAGCAAUUAAAUUGGCUAGAGCAACAUGAAAAUGCAGCAACCAAUAAUACCAGCACAACUAAUGCUGGCACUAACACCGGCGACUUGAUGUAUCACAAUUAUAAUAUACAGCAGAGUAAUAAAGUGGGUCCUAAACCAAAUUGGCGUUUUCGUAAUUUCAAUGAGGAAUUCAAUCCCGCUACAAGCCUACAAAGACAGCCUUUGCAGAGAUAUCAAAAUACCCUAACAUUUCAACAACAACAGCAACAACAGCAGCAGCAACAUCAAACCUUGCAGCAUUUUUUGAAUCAACGACAACAUCAGCCGCCCGCAACAACACAAACUCAGGCAAGAAAUCAAGAUUUUUUAUUAAGGCCCGCCGUCGACAUAGACGAAGGUGUAGAAAAUUAUAAUUUUCUAAAUAGCCAACAACAGCAAUUGCCCCUGGAUUUCUCUAAUCCCCAGCAGCAGCAGCAGCUCAACAACGAUAACAUGCUUUUGGAUGGCCAUGAAAAUAAUGAUGAAGAGGAGGAUGAAGAAGAGGAUGAUACCACUUCCGAGGAAAUUAAACGUAAUCUCUUGGUAAAUGCUUUAAAAAACGAUAAGUUUACCACAAAAUUCUAUGAAUCCAUUAAAGAAGACGUUUUCCGGCGUUUAGAAAGCAUGUUAUUAGACAAAGAUAACUGCAAUAACGAAACUGCAGGCCAGCAAACUCAGUUAUUUAAUAAUAUUUCCAAUAUAUCGCUACGGAAAUUAAAUUUAAACGAACAAAGAGAUCAGUUAUUGCAACAGCAACUUCACAGCCAUUUAGAGCUCUCGGCAGCACAAAAUCUUAACGAAGAAUCACGAAUUGCUGCUGUCAAUAUGAAUAAUGAAACCGAAUUGCCCCUAUCCUCCUCAAACAAUGAUAAUGAGAAUGAGAAUGAGAAUGACAAUGAAAACGAAAACGAAAAACCCGAAGAAGAUACCAAUUGGCGUCAAAGUGUUAUAAAUAACUGCAACAACACCACACAGCAGACACCACGUAGCAAUAACAGUAACGCUACGGUCAACACCACCACGUCUAUGACAAAAAAUGUUACCAAAAAACGUAAAAAUCUACGUAAACAAUCGUUAAGUCAGAGCAAUACCAGUGUCUCUAACGCUAACGAAACUAAUGAAGAAGAGGGUAUUGAGAAUCUGAGGGGAGCCUGCAGUUUAGCGGCACAACAACAUCAGAAAUUACAACAGGAAACUAAGGAGAAGCAAAAUGAAAACAAAAAUGAUACAAACGUUUCAUCCUCAACAAAUUCACCAAAAUCGGCAGCAUCCGGCGGCUCUGUGGCAGUUUCCCAACAACAUCACUCCACGGAAUGUGAUCUUAUUAAAUACAUAAUCAAUCGUAUACGCAAUCAAACUCAUACUAAUACUUUAAUCAAUGACGCUUUAUUAGUGGAUGUUGCAAAACUAACAGCUACUGUGGCCCAAAAUGCCCACCCCUUAACGCAUAACAUUAAUACAGGCAGCAAUGCCAAUAAUAUUUCGCCUAAAAAGAUUUAUGCAAAAAUCAAAAAAUUAUCUUUGCCCAAGGAGAGAGAUGAAUUUUUAAGAUGGUAUCAGAAAUAUUUAGAAAAUACUUUGUUUGGUAAUCAGCAGCAACAACAACAGCAGCGCCAGCAGCAUUCCUUGGAUAAAGGUAAGUCUACAACAAAGACCACAAAUAAUCAACAGCAACAGCAGCAACAAAAUGAUUUGCAACCACCAACAACGGAUGAUGGCGAUUUAGCCGAAGCCGAUCAAAAUUGUUCCUUAAAUAAUAGCGGAAGUGGUGGCUGUGCAUUAAUGAGUAAUGGUAUUAGCUCCACUUACCAUCAGGGUUUUGCUGAAAAUAAUACACCAUCCUCUGCACUAAUUCUAAUUAAAUCUGAACCCUCUAAUAACGGCAUUGAAUAUGAAAAUAAUGAAAACCCUGAUGAAGCUCAUUCCCUAGAUAUUGAAAAUAAUCGAGACAAUUCAAAUGCCAAAAAUUGUUCAGAGCCAGCUAAUGAUUUAAUAAAUUCGGAGACUCCUUUAGAAACAGUUAAGCAAUUGAAAGGGCAAGAAACGGUUGUGGCGAACACUUCUGAAAAAUCUGAUUUGAAAUGUGAAAAACCGGAAUUCACAGAAAAAGAGUAAUCUCAUAGAAGUAUUACUACCCUACAUACAUACAUAUAUUUCCCAUAGUUCUUAAGCUCUUAUAUACUAUUCUAUAACUAUUUAUUAUUAGAAAUGAAGCGUUUAAUUGGCUUUCGAAAAUUCUUUGCAUUUCUCGACAAAACAUUCCCCAAAAUUUUGUUUUUUUUUACUUUUACUUGACUUUUUAAAUGUAUUUACAACUAUUUAACACACAUACAUAUUUUAAAAUAUUGAUAUCUUUAAUAAAAUCUAUAAAAAAUAAA
Messenger RNA from Calliphora vicina (urban bluebottle blowfly), 7593 nucleotides. RefSeq names its product combover (gene cmb). The coding region runs from base 155 to 7330 and encodes 2391 amino acids. The record is from RefSeq and is a predicted model, not a curated record. The transcript has 10 exons. Lineage: Eukaryota; Metazoa; Arthropoda; Insecta; Diptera; Calliphoridae.